Molecule: messenger RNA, 2492 nt
Organism: Nymphaea colorata (pocket water lily)
Lineage: Eukaryota; Viridiplantae; Streptophyta; Magnoliopsida; Nymphaeales; Nymphaeaceae
Product: GDSL esterase/lipase At5g37690
Exons: 5
Coding region: 15-1124 (369 amino acids)
Molecular function (GO): hydrolase activity, acting on ester bonds
Source: RefSeq, a predicted model, not a curated record
UCGCAUUGAAGAGAAUGGCUGCAGCAGUGGCAUUGGUUGUAUCAGUCUUGGCCUUGUCAGCCAUGGCUAAAGCAGGUUCCCCAAUUGUUCAGUACAUCUUUGGGGACUCCCUGACUGAAGUUGGGAACAAUAACUACCUUGCAUCUCUAGCCAAGGCAAACUAUCCAUGGUAUGGCAUCGACUACCCAAGUGGGAUAACAGGCAGAUUCACCAAUGGCAGAACAAUUGGCGACAUUUUAUCUGAAAAACUGGGUGUUCCAUCUCCUCCUGCUUACCUCUCAUUAUCCCAAAACGAUGAUGCGAUACUUCAAGGGGUGAAUUAUGCGUCUGGAGGAUCUGGCAUUCUCAAUCAGACCGGGGUUUACUUUGUUCAGUGUUUGUCAUUCCAUCAACAGAUAGAUUACUUUGAGGCCACGAAAAAUGCUAUCAAGGGAAAAAUCGGCGAACAAGCAGCUGAGAAGUUGGUCAACAAUGCUAUCUUUUACAUAGGAGUGGGAAGCAACGACUUUGUGAACAAUUUCCUGCAGCCCUUCAUGCCUGAUGCGCAGCAGUAUGAUUCAGAUACGUUCAUAGACUACCUCAUGUCCACCUUAGAUGGACAACUCACGAGGCUUCACAGUCUAGGAGCUCGGAAGAUUGUCUAUAACGGCCUAGGUCCGAUGGGCUGCAUUCCCUCACAGAGGGUGAGAACUUCAACAGGAGAAUGCUUGGAAAGUGUCAACAGUUUGGCCCUCAAGUUCAACAGCGCACUCAAGGCCAAGACAAAGGAGCUCAACAGCCGCUUACCUGACGCCGACUUCACGGUUGCUGAUAUCUACUCAAUAGUGUUGGAUUUAAUUAUGAAUCCUGCUACCUAUGGCUUCAAAUAUGCAAACACAUCUUGCUGCAAUGUGGACGGCACGUUAGGAGGCCUCUGCCUACCCAACACCAGACUCUGCAGUAGUAGACAUGAUUACGUCUUCUGGGACGCCUACCACCCAAGCGACGCAGCCAACGUUGUGAUUGCAGAGAAGCUUUUCAACGACCCGGAUCUGCAAAUCGGAGCCAGAGCUAACGGUUACUCGGCUCCUCCCAGUCCAAAACCACAGCGCAAAUAUAGAAAAGCGCCUCCCCGAAUGCCAUGAAAGAUUCAAGUCAGUUCUAACAAAAGAGCUGGUGUCUGCAGAUAAUUAAUCCCUGAAGUGUGCCGUUUGUUGGAGGUGAUGCGUGGUUUUGUGGUGAUUUUACGGGUUGGGUUGUUUUACCAAGUUGUUGCGGUCACCCAAGGCCUUGUAGACUGUCAAUUGUUCCUUCCCAAAAUUGGUUUGUGAAAAAUAAAAAUUAUGUUUGAGAGGGUUGCCUUAGAUGGAACUGCGAAUUCUAUUGUCCAGUGAAGCGACUCUCCGUUCUCCAUUGAUGCCUCGAAGAUGCAUAAAAUAUCAGGUAACUUUCUCAUGAGUCAUGUUCCCCUGAGGCUUCAAGGGCAAAAGAGAAAAGCACAAUCUCGAAAAUAUCAUCCUAUUGUAAAAGGAUCAACGCAGCUAAACCAUUAUGAAACUUAGACAAAGGCUUUGAUCGAAUUAAACUUUUUUUAAUUGUCAUAUCAAUGUUAUGGAGAUUCCUCUCAACUUUCAAGCCCUCUCCAUAUAUUCCUCGCAAGAACACUGUAUACAUGGUCUAAGGAGGAAGCCAUUUUAUUUUAUAAUACAUAGCAGAAACACAGAAAGAUGGGUGAAUUACAAAAUGUGUUGCUUUUCUUCGAACAACGCGAAUUAAAAGACAAGGGGAAAAAACAAAACCCGGCUACCAAAACAAAACUUCAGCGACAUUGGAAAUCAUUCCGCAAGUUAAAUCCUCAGCGCCAAUUAGAGAAUCCCUAACCAAAUUUACGAUUUCUAUCCAGUAAUAAGGAAGCAAAAUUUAGCGAAACCACGUAAGAAGAUUAGAAGCAGAAAAUGAUUUCUAAAACCGAGACGAAACUGAGGGUCGAAAUGGUCUAAGAUAGCAUUGGACCUGAAAUGUGAAACAGCCAACUUGUUAACCAAAAAUAUUACGCGGUAAAUAAUCGUGGUUCUGAAACAGAUGAAGGUAGAGAUAAGGUGAACAAAGAGGAAAAAUGGGAAAAAAUAAGAAGGGAGAUCGAGCUCUCAGAUAAUGGCCAAAGUUUUCCACACAAGAGUUAUUAUGAGAGAACGCCCAAAAGAUCGGCCAAUAUCCGUCUAGCCAGAGCCAUCACCGUUUCCUUAAAAGAAAGAUCGGACAGAGCGAUCUUGCCGCUAAGAAAACCGAUCAUCUGGACGCCAGAAAGACCGAAAUCUGCCCAUCUUCCAGAACGAUGCUCCCAUCAACCCCUAUUCAGUGUGGUUAAAGCAAAAAUAGUCAUCACAGAGCCCGUACCCACAGGAAGAGACAAACUGAAAUACAAUGAAAAGACCAUCCGAGAAAAGGACUCAAAAGGUAAAAAAUAGAAGAAAUGGCAGAAGGCGAAAAUGGUCGAAAUGUAGAACCCACGA